Messenger RNA from Aureococcus anophagefferens, 3753 nucleotides. RefSeq lists its product as hypothetical. The coding region runs from base 1 to 3753 and encodes 1250 amino acids. NCBI's taxonomy places the organism in Eukaryota, Pelagophyceae, Pelagomonadales, Pelagomonadaceae. Gene Ontology annotation, biological process: protein deglycosylation; protein quality control for misfolded or incompletely synthesized proteins; carbohydrate metabolic process. Gene Ontology annotation, molecular function: peptide-N4-(N-acetyl-beta-glucosaminyl)asparagine amidase activity; carbohydrate binding. The transcript is spliced from 7 exons. Gene Ontology annotation, cellular component: cytosol; nucleus. The record is from RefSeq and is a predicted model, not a curated record.
AUGCGUAGUAGGGUGCGCGCUGCCCUGGCCGGCAUCCUCGGGCUCCUGGCACUCGCGCACGUCUCCAUCUACCGCGCGGCCGCGGCGCUGCGGCGGCGCUACACGCGGAACGCGUCCUUCCGCGUCGGCGCGGCCGUCGCGCGCUUCGCGUUCGACGCCGUCGGCUACGCGCCGCCGCCGCGGACGACCGCGCGGCCGCGGAUCCCCGCGGCGAUCACGAACCGGUCCUUCGACCCGGACGGCCUCCGCUGCGCGUCGGCGGCCGCGCCGGGCGCCCGGGGCGGGUUCGUGACCGUGCUGGGCACCAAGGGCGCGCCGGGCGACUACGCGAUGGCCGUCGAGUCCGCGCUGCGCAUCCCGGACGCCUUCCGCCUCGCCCGCGUGUACCCGCACGUCUACCUCCACGAGCCCGACCUCCCCGCGGCCCACGCGGCGCACGUCGCCGCGCGCGUGCCGCACGCGGUCUUCCGGAGCCUCGGGGCCGUCUUCCGGCGGCCCCGGGGCACGCCGCCGGAGGCCGCGUGGGUCGCGCGGGACCGGUCGCCGGGCUACAAGACCAUGUGCCGCUUCUACGGCCUCCAGGUCUUCGGCGCCAUGCGCGACCUCGGCGUCGACGCCUUCAUGCGCGUCGACGACGACGUGCUCUUCCUCGGCGCCGUGGCCUACGACCCGUUCCAGUGGAUGUACGAGGCGGGCGCGGUCUACGUCUACGGCACGGCGGUGAGGGAGGACCACGACGUCACGGAGCGGACGCUCGGCGCCUGGGUCUUCGAGUUUUGCGCGGGCAUCGACUGGGGGUGGACCAAGGUCGACUGCGGCGCGCUCCGGGACGACGUCUUCGGCCGCAUGUUCUUCAACAACGCCGCGGCCGGCGCCGACGCGGGGCCGCGGCGCGCGCCGCGCGCGAUCGUCAUGGCGACGCGGACCGCGUUCUGGUUCGAGGCGCCCCUCGAGCGCCUCCUCUGGGAGAUCGACCGCACGGGCUCCAUCUACGUGCACCGCUGGGGCGACGCGCCGAUCCAGACGGCCGCGGUGCGGCUCUUCGCGCCGACGACGGCGCACGCGCGGCUCCCCGUGCUCUCCUACGUCCACCUGAGCGGCAAGGACUACGUCGAGUACGGCGCGCGCGCGGCCUGCGGCGACCCGGGGGCGGCCUGCUCCUUCGAGGCCCGGGUCGCCGCGUCGGACGUCCUCGGCCGCGCGGCCGUGCUCGGCGGCCACGGCGCGCGCGUCGCCGCGGCGCACGGGCCGCUCUGGACGCGCGAGCUCCUCGCGCUCGGCGACUGGGCCCCCUGGGGCGGCGCCGACGCCAUCGGGGGCCUCGGCGGCGCCGGGCUCCUCGACGUCGUCCUCCGCGGCGCGGGCGUCGUCUGCGAGGGCGGCUGGCGCGCGCUCGUGCCGCGCGCGUGCUGCUGCGGCCUGGCCGCGGGCGCGCGCGAGCGCGGCGCGAGCGAGGACCGGUCCGUCUUCUCCGCGGCCGACGUCCUCGACGGCCGCGCCGCGCGGCUCUACGCGCGCCUCGCGCGCGCCCUCGACGCGCGCCUCGGCCGCCGGCGGCUCCCGCCGCGGCGGCCGCCGGCCGCGGCGUCGCCGGGCGCCGCCGUCAACGCGUUCCUCGGCAGCGAGCGCACGGGCAACACGUUCCCGGGCGCGACGCUGCCGCACGGCAUGGCCCAGCUCUCGCCCGUCGUCCUGCCGCCGGCCGGCGCGGGCUGGCGCGAGGCCUGGCGCUACAACAGCGGCUACCACCGCGCCGGGGGCGCGGCCGCCGCGCGCUUCGCCGGGCUCGGCCACACGGCGCUCUCCGGCACGGGGCUCAACGCCGGCGGCGACUUCCUCCUGACGCCCUGCGACGGCGUCGGCGCCCUCGUCCACGCGACGGAGGACGCGUCGCCGGGCGCCUACGCCGCGACGCUCGUCUGCGCCGGCGGUCUCCCCUACCGCGUCGACGCGGUCGUGCGCCUCGAGUCGCCGCUCGACCGCCUCGUCGCCGGCGACGUCUGGGCGGACCCGCGGACGCCGGGCGCGCUCUCCGCGUACCGGACGAGCAACAAGACGCACCACUGCGGCGCGCGGCGCAGCGUCUUCUGGCACGCGACCUUCGACCCGCCCUUCGCGGCGUCCGCCCGCGGCGCGGCGCGCGCGACGACGGAGCUCGCGUGGCCGCCGGGCGUCGCGUCCGUCGUCGUCCGCGCGUUCGUCAGCCACCACGACGCGCCCGGCGCGCGGCGCAACGCGGCCGCGGAGGCGCCGGACUUCCGCGACGCCGCGCUCCACCGGCGGCUGGCCGCGUUCCGCUGGGACGACGUGCUGUCGCGCGUCCGCGUCGCGCGCGCGCGCCGCGCGCCGCUCGCGGACCGCGUCCGCUUCUACACCGCGCUCUACCACGCGCACCUCGGGCCGACGCUCUUCGGCGACGCGGCCGACGGCGGCUUCAAGUGGGGCGGCGAGGGCUUCCCCUUCGGCCGCGCGCGCGAGGGCCGGCUCCGCGUCUUCCACGCGCAGCGAGGCGCCGGCGCGGCGGCCGGCCCGCGCGCGCGCGCACCGCGGGCCCCCGGCAGGUACUCGACGUUCAGCCUCUGGGACACGUACCGCGCGCAGCACCCGCUCCUCAACCUCCUCCACCCGCGCCUUGCGCGCGACGUCGCCGAGAGCCUGCUCCUCAAGGCCGAGGACGCGGAGCACUCGACGGUCGAGUCGCUGCCGCGGUGGCAGCUCUUCGGCAUGGAGACGUCCGGCUACCCGGGCGUCAUCGUCCUCGCGGACGCGGUGCUCAAGAACGUGACGAACUUCGGGCGCGGGGCCCGGCCCGACGGCGUGCCCGAGCGCGCGCUGCGGCAGAUGGCGCGCACGGGCGCCGCGGAGCCGCACGUCAACGCGUCGACGUGGAUCCCCGCGGGCCGCGCCAAGGCCGUGUCCCACGCGCUCGAGGUCGCCGUCGCCGACGCGUGCGCGUCGCGCGUCGCCGCGCGGCUCGGCGACGCGCGGCUCGCGGCGACCUACGCGGCGCGCGGCCGCGCGUACGCCGCGUACUGGGACGCGGCCACGUCGGCCUUCCAGGGCCGCACGGCGGCCGGCGCCGUCGUCCGCAAACGCCUCGACGCCUACGACGCGACGGGCCACGGCGGCGAGUCGCUCUUCGAGGAGGGCACGCCGCUCCAGUACUCGCUCAUGGUGCCCCACGACGUCCCGGGCCUCGUGGCCCUCUUCGGCGGCGCGGCGCGGCUGCGCGCGCGGCUCGAGCGCUACUUCUUCAACUCGACGUCCGACGGCGGGCCCGACGCGCCCGUGGACCUCGAGACGGGCUACGUCGGCGGCCACUGCCACGGCAACGAGCCCGGCCACCACGCGCCCUACCUCUUCAACGCCGCCGGCGCGCCGCACCGCGCGCAGGCCGCGCUGGACCGCAUCGCGGCCCUUUACACGGCGCGCGACGACGGCCUGCCCGGCAACGACGACGUCGGCCAGACGAGCGCGUGGUUCGUCUGGGCCUCGCUCGGGCUCUACCCCGUCGACCCCUGCGGCGACCACUACGAGCUCUCGAGGCCCCUCUUCGCCGACGUGUCCGUCGACACGGGCGCGGGGCGGACGCUCCGCAUCGUCGUCCGCAACGCGGGCCUGCCCUACGUGCGCGCCGCCUUCUGGGGCGAGACGCGGCUCGCGUCGACGCGCGUCCCCGUCGCCGACGUCCACGGCGGCGGCACGCUCACCUUCGUCCUGGGCCUCGAACCGGGCGACUGGACGCGGUACUAG